Messenger RNA from Hansenula ciferrii, 897 nucleotides. RefSeq lists its product as uncharacterized. Lineage: Eukaryota; Fungi; Ascomycota; Saccharomycetes; Phaffomycetales; Wickerhamomycetaceae. The record is from RefSeq and is a predicted model, not a curated record. The transcript has a single exon. The coding region runs from base 1 to 897 and encodes 298 amino acids.
AUGGAUAUAUCAAUUGAUACCUCACAACCCUUGGAAGAUCUAUAUAGACAAUCAUUAAAACUAAACAUUGAACUAUUUGAACUACUAAACAAACAAUUUGAAUAUAAGAAGAAUUUAGAGAAAUCAAUUGAUGAAGUUACUAAAUCUUUUCAAGAUUUAUCUAAUAAUAUACCAAAGACACCAAGAGAAAGACAAAGAUGGCUUGAAGCACUUUCAAAUCUUCCUGAUCAAUUCAAUUCAAUAACAAGUUUAAGAACAAAUGAAACAGCAAAUGGAACAACAAAUGAAACAACAACCUCAACAUCAAAUGAGUCAAAUACAACAACAGAUCAAACUUCAAAUAACCAACCAGGUUUCAUAUCAAGAACUUUUAAUUGGAUCAAUGAUAAUGCUAAUAGAUUUAAUAAUGAUUUGAAUCAAUUGAGGCAACAAAAUCAAGCAGCACGUCAUGACGAUUAUAUUACUUCUAAUACGUUGUCAUCAUUGAUAAUUGAUUCAUUACCAAUUAUUAUCAUAUGUUUAGAAUUCAAAUAUAAUUCAACUUUAGAACAAACAAUUCAUUGUAUGGUUGAUCCAUAUUAUGUUGGUAUUGCAGUUGAUAUCGUAAUGAAAGGAUUAAUUACAAUAGGUUUUGAUCAUCAAUUCUCACGUAUCACUUCUGGGUUUUUAAAUAAUCAUAACAAGAUAAAUAUAUUAUUUACAAUCAUUAGAGUUGCUAUUAGAUGUUUUAUUAUAACUAAAAUUGUUCAAAUUUACGGUGAAGAAGAUACACCUGGUGAUGUAUUAAAUAAAAUAUUGGAGAAAGCUAAUGAGAUAGAUUUUUUUGAUAAAUAUUACCUUUAUAUAAUGUUUGUUCCAAUGGGCAUAAGUCAUUUUAUUACUAGAAUGCUUAAUUAA